AGGAGCCACCUUAAGAUCUUUGAGCUGAUCAUGCUUUCUGAAUUUGGACUCCCCAUCUCAGCCACGGAGCUCCUCCUGGCCUCUGCUGUCUUCUGCCUGGUAUUCUGGGUGGUCAGGGCCUGGAAACCUCAGGUCCCCAAAGGCCUAAAGAGUCCCCCGGGGCCCUGGGGCUGGCCCCUGAUUGGACACAUUCUGACCCUGGGGAAGAACCCGCACCUCGCGCUGACGCGGCUGAGCCAGCGGUACGGGGACGUGAUGCAGGUGCGCAUUGGCUCCACGCCCGUGCUGGUGCUGAGCGGCCUGGACACUAUCCGGCAGGCCCUGGUGCGGCAGGGCGAUGACUUCAAGGGCCGGCCUGACCUCUACAGCUUCACCCUCAUCAUGGAUGGCCAGAGCAUGACCUUCAGCCCUGACUCUGGACCAGUGUGGGCCACCCGCCGACGCCUGGCCCAGAAAGCCCUGAAGAACUUCUCUACGGCCUCAGACCCAGCUUCCUCAUUCUCCUGCUACCUGGAGGAGCACGUGAGCAAGGAGGCUGAGUACCUCAUCAGCAAGUUCCAGGAGCUGAUGGCAGAGGUUGGGCACUUUGACCCCUACAGGUACAUGGUGGUAUCAGUGACCAACGUCAUCUGUGCCAUGUGCUUUGGCCAACGCUAUGACCACGACCACCAAGAACUGCUUAGCAUAGUCAACGUGAAUAAUGAGUUCGGGGAGGUGGUCACCUCAGGGAACCCAGCUGACUUCAUUCCCAUCCUCCGUUACCUACCCAACUCCACCCUGAAGGUCUUCAAGGAGUUGAAUGAAAAGUUGUACAGUUUCACACAGAAGAUAGUCAAGGAGCACUACAAAACAUUUGAAAAGGCCCACAUCCGGGAUAUCACAGACAGCCUAAUCAAGCAUUGUCAGGACAGGAAGCUGGAUGAAAACGCAAAUAUCCAGCUGUCGGACAAGAAGAUCGUUAAUGUUGUCAUGGACCUCUUUGGAGCUGGGUUUGACACAAUCACAACUGCCAUGUCCUGGAGCCUCAUGUACCUGGUGACGAACCCCAGGGUGCAGAGCAAGAUCCAGGAGGAGCUGGACACAGUGAUUGGCAGGGCACGGCGGCCCCAACUCUCUGACAGGCUCCAGCUCCCCUAUCUGGAGGCCUUCAUCCUGGAGACCUUCCGACACUCGUCUUUCAUCCCCUUCACCAUCCCCCACAGCACCACGAGAGACACAAGUCUGAGUGGCUUUUACAUCCCCAAGGGACGUUGUGUCUUUGUGAACCAGUGGCAGAUCAACCAUGACCAGAAGCUAUGGGGUGACCCAUCCGAAUUCCGGCCGGAAAGGUUUCUCACCACCGACGGCACCAUCCACAGGGCACUGAGAGAGAAGGUGACGCUCUUCGGCAUGGGCAAGCGGAACUGCAUCGGGGAGACCAUUGGCCGCUUGGAGGUCUUCCUCUUCCUGGCCAUCCUGCUGCAGCAGGUGGAGUUCAGCGUGUCACCAGGUGUGAAGGUGGACAUGACUCCCAUCUAUGGGCUGACCAUGAAGCAUGCCCGCUGUGAACACUUCCAGGUGCAGCUGCGUUCUUAG
Molecule: messenger RNA, 1575 nt
Organism: Trichechus manatus latirostris (Florida manatee)
Lineage: Eukaryota; Metazoa; Chordata; Mammalia; Sirenia; Trichechidae
Product: cytochrome P450 1A1
Exons: 6
Coding region: 31-1575 (514 amino acids)
Biological process (GO): progesterone metabolic process; hormone biosynthetic process
Molecular function (GO): steroid 17-alpha-monooxygenase activity; heme binding; oxidoreductase activity, acting on paired donors, with incorporation or reduction of molecular oxygen, reduced flavin or flavoprotein as one donor, and incorporation of one atom of oxygen
Source: RefSeq, a predicted model, not a curated record